CUGCCGUUCUGCUGCUGAAGUGAAACUGUCCAGGCGUGUUGUCGAGCGUUUCCAUUUCGUGGUAUACGCAGCCUUCUCAGAGCUGGGAGCUGCACACUGGCGCUCCAGGGACUUCUGGCUGCUCGCCCUGCUGGUAGUUCUGCUUUGGUUCGUGAGGCUUUACCUGCAUUAUUUGAGCCAAUGGCUCUUCCUUCAGACCAUCUCGGUUCCUGUCACAAAAUUCCAGAUUUUCCCGCACACUGUCGAACUGUGCUACCAGAACUCCUUGCUGCAAACCAGUGAAGAGUUGGUCAUGGUUGUGGUGGGACCCUUAACCUUGAACGCAGGGCUGCUUCUUAUGGUCCUGAUCAGAUGGGGCUGUCAGCAGCUGUUUGACUCAUUCCCUUCCUUCUUGUCAAAGUUUAUCAUAGCUCUGGGACUCUGGACAGUGCUAGACCCCUUGGCAGUGUUCAUAGUGGAUUCAGUCCUGGGGCGACUUGGAAACAGCGUAGAGAAACCCAUUGCUGAUGCUACAAAGCUCUACUGGGUCUUUCUAAGAGCAGAGGAGUCAGGGAUUCCUGGUGCCUUAAUCACUGUGGUGCUUUAUACAAUCCUGUUCAUCAUCUCAUCAACAGUCCUGUACCUGUACUUUUUAAGGCUACAUAGCGAAGGUUGGCUGUUGGAUGUAUUUCAACGUCUUCAUGGUGAGGAAGGCACGUUCUUUGUUCCGCUGGACUUAGAGAUUUCCAGUCAGGAGCUGAGCUACAUUAUGAAGAGGGCUAAACAGUGGAGAGGAAUCAAUGGUGAAAGACGGAUGGUGAGUGGCGAACAGAGUCUCCAAAAGGAGCCUGUGACAUACUUGUCCAAAUUAAUGCUUUGUAUUUCUGGGUAUUACCUAAAAGGACCUAGAUAUACAAGAAAAUUAUUCUUAGGAGUCUGCCUCCAGGCAAAUUACCGGCCACCAGAUGACUUUGAGGAAGGGUCAAUGAAUGAUGCUCCAGCCAAGCAUCCCGUUUCCCUCCUUUCUACUUAUGCCUACCCUGGAACAAGGGUGGGUGGCAAGGCAGAUGCUUCUGAUGCCAUCCGUACCUGGUCUCGUAUGGAUACGGUGCCACCGGGAUGGAACAACCAGGAACUCCUGAAGGAGGUCUUUGCCCUGGUGGCAGUGUCUGAUUACAUCUGGAAGGACCAUGCCGGCAAGCCUGGUGUCUCCAGCUGUGACCUCCAGCACCAGGAUGAAAUCCCCGACUCCACAGCUACCUCGAGAGGUAGUACCACCGUUCACGUCUCUGUCUACACCGUUCAUCUCAGCGGCUUCCAGGAGCUCUACAGGCACUUCCUCAAGCUACCUGAUGGGGCUAUCGUUGAG
Molecule: messenger RNA, 1348 nt
Organism: Balearica regulorum gibbericeps (East African grey crowned-crane)
Lineage: Eukaryota; Metazoa; Chordata; Aves; Gruiformes; Gruidae
Source: RefSeq, a predicted model, not a curated record